Messenger RNA from Eurytemora carolleeae, 3498 nucleotides. RefSeq names its product titin homolog. The record is from RefSeq and is a predicted model, not a curated record. The transcript is spliced from 17 exons. Lineage: Eukaryota; Metazoa; Arthropoda; Copepoda; Calanoida; Temoridae. The coding region runs from base 108 to 3482 and encodes 1124 amino acids.
GUAAAAAUACGAAGAAGAAGUUAAAAUGGAAGAAUCUCGAUGAGCCUGAAUCAAAGACUCCUGAGGAAUCCCAAGAUCAUCCUUUCCUGAAAAUAUUCUCUAAGAACAUGGAUGCUAUUAUAAGGAAAGAUUCUGUAUUCUCAGCAAACAAUAAACCUGACCCAGCACUUUUUACAGGCAAUCCACUCCACUACCAACACAACCCAAAUAAAAGGUUAGAACAUCCAUUGGCGGAUUCGAAGACAAUUUUCUGUUAUACAGAUGAAAAAGGUGUUACAUAUUUCUCCCCAUCUCAGCAGGAUGGCAGGGAGUUCAAAUCCUUCAAAUAUGUUGAGGAGAUUCAGCAUAAUGGUACCAUUUACUACAAAUAUCUGGAUGAAGGGGAGAAAGAAGACACCGGGGAUAUUCAUGAAAUUAAUGUUCAAGAUUCUCUUCCUCAACCUAUCCACACAAAGCUACCUCCUUCAUUUAUAAAAGUACAGAAUGGUUCAGACAGCAAUGAAUGCAGAAAUCAUCCUCCAACAGUAACACCCCAUAACUGCUGUGAACCAUCAAAGCACCCUCCUUCAACCUAUUCCACCAACUUUAGUAGUCCAAGUCCAGUGUAUUCCAUGCAUCAACCAAUGAUACAACAAUUACCCCCUACAUAUGUUGGUUCCACCAAUCAGCAGAUUACAGGAUCUAACCCUCCUCCAAUUUCUCUGUAUCCUGGUGUCUCAGAACAAUUAAACUAUGGUUCUCUAGUCAGUAUGCCUCCUCCCCAAACUAUGCCAAUGCAUCCACAGCAGGCAUAUAUUCAACAUCCCCCAACCACCAAGUUUCAACUCUCUAAUUCCACCAUAAUACCUAAACAAGCUCCAACGGUGCCAAUGCCAUUGGGUAAUCAGUCAACUGUCAUCCACACAUAUAAUCCACAUGUUGACCCUAAAUUUAUCAAUGCUCCUCCAUCUUCUUGUUUACAAUACAAUACAAAUAGUUUUGUUUCCUUGCCUGUUCAACAAACAGCUCCUAUCCAAGGAACAACAGAUUUUCAUGUGCAAUAUGUUCCAUUUUAUUUUUACUACCCAGUUCCUGUUCCAUGUGCCUCAAAAACUGCAUUUACACCAACCUCCACAUGCUCAGUAGAGCCAGUUCAAGAACCGGUUAGAGAACAAAGUUUACAACCAGCUGUUGAGUCAGAGAUAUCAUUAGAAGGUGCUGAAUCUGAACAAAUUCUAGAUGAUAUGGAGGCUUGUGAGGCAGGAUCUUUGAAUGAUAAUGAGGAGCUUACUGAUCUCUUGCACCUGUGUGGUAAAAGCCCCAACCUGAAAUCCCAGGUGUCCAGCUCGAGCUGUGAUUCAUGUAUUUCUUCUGAUCUUAAACAUGUUAAAAGAAAGAGAAGGAAAAGAAAAGAGGUUGAGGAGAAAAGGCAGGAUUAUGAUGAUGAUUCUGGUUAUUUAAAUGGAACUGAGUCUUCAGAUCAAGAGAAUGUGGAUAGUGGUUUACAAAUACUAGAUGCAAUAAAUGAAACCCAACAGGAAAGUAUCAUUGACACUAAUUAUGAGAAGUCUGGAGAUGACUCAGAAGUUGAAGCACUAAUUACUGACAAAAUGAUUGAGGAUUUAGAAAACCCUGCCAAUCUUGCCCAGAUCUCAUUUGGAGAUGUAGAAAUGGAAAACAUUCUUGCCAACAAUACUUGCCAACAGAAAACUCAAAAUGAAGAAUCACAAGUAUCCCCCUCUUUUGAUAAAGUAACUAAAAAUGUAAGUUCUAUGAGUAGUUCUGUAGAGUUGCCCAAUCUGUCAGAAUCAAUGACCAAUUUUGAACAAAUAAGUAAUCCUUUGCCUCACAUAUUGGAUCCCUUGGAAAAAUCCAGAAAUGAGAUAAAUUCAACAAAUACACCAUCAGUUCAGGAAACCUGCACAAUUCAAGAGGAAAAUGCACCAAGCAUAAAAGAAAAUCUUCAACCACUCCCAAAUCUUGAGAAAAUUGAAGACUCAUGUUGUUCUGGCACAGGUGAAGAUUCUAUUGUUGAAAAUAUGUCAUGUAAAAAUAUUAUUGUAAAAGAAGUUGAUGAGCUCCCAGUUCUUAAAUCUAAAGAAGAAGCGCAAACUAAACACCAAGUAGGUGAAACUGUGAUAGAAAAUGAAGAUUUCGAGCUUAAUGUAGUAGACUACCCCUCUGAGCUUAAUCCUGAAAUAAGAAGUUAUCUUCAUGUAACAAAAACUAACUUAAAAACGGCAAAAAUAGCUAAUACUGUAAAAGACAAGGAGAAUCAAGAGGAUUAUGUGGAAGUCCAAGAAAAGAAAGUAGAGAAUGAAGAAAUCAAACAGGAACGGAACCAUAUGCAGGAGCAGAUCAAAGAGGGUAAAGAAAAAGGACUGAAUGAACAAAAAUGGGAAAGAGCUGAUGAAGAUUGUUUAGAGCUGAGUGCUCCAGAUAUUGCUAGAUUAGACCUUGAAGAAGAAUGGGUGGAGGUUCCUGUCUCAAGGAGAAAAAAUCACAAUACUCAGCCACAGAAUGUCUUGCAAGAAGAAGUGCCAGAAAAGAAGAAUUCCAAAAACAAGACUAAAAAGAAGAAAUCUAAACAAGCAACUGUGCAGGGUAUGCUUGACAAAGAAAAGAUGGAGAAAGAGGAAAAAACAAGAUUUCUAGCCUUUAAAGAAUCCUUUCUUAAGGAGAAAUCAGUUGAAAUCAUCCAACUGGGAUUAGAACAGACAACUGAGAGAGAGGAGGAGGUAGAGUUAAACAUGGAAAAUGAAAACAAGAAUCAGAAACAUACAGAAAAAAGUUUGAUAGAAAAAGAAAAGGAGGCCAUUGUAAAACCAAGAGAGGAGAAGAAGAGAAAAAAGAAGAAAAAAGUUGUGAUCGAGAUAGAACAGGAGCUGGAGAGCAUAGAAAAUAAGAUGGAGAUUAUUAAAACAAAGACAGAUGAGGCAAAGAAGAAGGUGGAGAUGGACAAGGAGAAGACAGAAAAGAUUGAAAAGAAGCAACAGCAGACUGAAAAGAAGAUGGAGAAGAUUAUAAAGAAGACGGAGAAGGUUGUAAAGGACAUUGAGAAGGUUGAAAAUUUGAGCAAGGAUGAUGUUGUCUUCUCUGAACCAAUGAUUCUCUCCACUGGCGAGUCAAAUUUAGUCUACUAUCCAUUCAGAACAAACAUGAUGACAUGUAUGAAUCUGGGGAUAAACAUAAUAAACAAUGAGCUUAUUCCUGCCCUCCCAGUUCAAACCUUUGAGGAACAGUAUGUCAGAGUACAUCUUAAACUCAAGGAUGUUCAUUCCGUCAGACGAGGAAGUGAAAGAAAUGUUAUUUUGAUCCGAGAUCAACAAAUCAGUUCUAGGAACAAGGAAAAAACAAGGAGAAAGAUCUCUAACAGACAAACUGAUAUUGUUCCUGGACCUAUGAUUCACUUUAAAUCCAGAGGUAUAGGUGGAGGUGUUCUUGGUAUGAAAAAAAGCCUUGUUCCUCCCUCUUCCCUAGUAAAUAGAUUAUCUAUAUUCUAACUCAAGAUAUCUAAAA